This is a messenger RNA of Phyllostomus hastatus (greater spear-nosed bat), 1581 nucleotides long. RefSeq names its product lysine demethylase 4D (gene KDM4D). The transcript has a single exon. NCBI's taxonomy places the organism in Eukaryota, Metazoa, Chordata, Mammalia, Chiroptera, Phyllostomidae. The record is from RefSeq and is a predicted model, not a curated record. Gene Ontology annotation, molecular function: histone H3K9 demethylase activity. Gene Ontology annotation, biological process: chromatin remodeling. Bases 1 to 1581 code for a protein of 526 amino acids. Gene Ontology annotation, cellular component: nucleus.
AUGGAAGCUAUAAACUCUAAGGCUAAUUGUGCCCAGAACCCAAAUUGUAAUAUAAUGAUAUUUUAUCCAACCAAAGAAGAGUUUAAUGAUUUUGAUAAAUACAUUGCUUCCAUAGAAGCCCAAGGUGCCCACCGAGCUGGCCUGGCUAAGAUAAUUCCACCCAAGGAAUGGAAAGCCAGACAGACCUACAAUGAUAUCAGCGACAUCUUGAUAGCCGCUCCUCUCCAGCAGGUGGCCUCUGGGCGGGCAGGAGUGUUCAUUCAGUACCACAAGAAGAAGAAAGCCAUGACUGUAGGGGAGUAUCGCCGCUUGGCAAACAGCGGCAAAUAUCGGACUCCGCCGCACGUGGAUUUUGCGGAUUUGGAGCGAAAAUAUUGGAAAACCCGCCCCUAUGAUUCGCCCAUCUAUGGCGCUGACGUCAGUGGCUCCCUGUUCGAUGCACACACCAAAGAGUGGAACCUUGGCCACCUGGGAACCGUUCAGGACUUGCUGGAGCAGGAGUGUGGAGUUGUCAUCGAAGGCGUCAACACACCCUACCUAUACUUCGGCAUGUGGAAGACCACCUUCGCUUGGCACACGGAGGACAUGGACCUUUACAGCAUCAACUACCUUCACUUCGGGGAGCCCAAAACUUGGUACGCGGUGCCCCCAGAGCACGGCCAGCGCCUGGAACGACUGGCCAGGGAGCUUUUCCCUGGCAGUUCCCGGGGCUGUGAGGCCUUCCUGAGGCACAAGGUGGCUCUCAUCUCGCCCAGUGUCCUCAAGGAGAAUGGGAUCCCCUUCGGUCGCAUCACUCAGAAGGCUGGAGAGUUCAUGGUGACCUUUCCCUAUGGCUACCACGCUGGCUUCAAUCACGGCUUCAACUGCGCCGAGGCCAUCAAUUUUGCCACCCCGCGAUGGAUUGACUAUGGCAAAGUGGCCUCUCAGUGCAGCUGCGGGGAGGCCAGGGUCAGCUUCUCCAUGGACGCCUUUGUGCGCAUCCUACAGCCCGAGCGCUAUGAGCUGUGGAAAAGCGGGCAGGACCGCACUGUUGUGGACCACGUGGAGCCCACGGCUCCGGGCAGCAGGGACCAGAGCACCUGGAGGAAGAGCCCGGCGGACGGCAGAGCCGCGCUGGGCCUGAGGCACCUGCAGCCGCGUCGGGCCCCGAGCAACCCUCGCGCGGGGGAAGCCGGCGGUGCGCCUGGCGGCCGCGGCGGCGAAACUGUGCUCCAGGCGUCCCUGCUGCUCUCGCUACCCCGGGGCUCUGCCUCUGCUGCCCAGUGCGCAGCUGCCUCGGCCGGCUGCUCCUCUGAGGCCGACCGGUCCUCGCCGCCAUUCCCGGGUCCAUCUGCCCGGGAUUUCCAGCCCACUGGCAGGUGUGGUCGUGGUCGUCGUCCUCGGGAACAGGGGUCUCAGGAGUCGAUUGUUCAGGCCCGGGCUAAGAGGCGCCGCUCAGUGGGCACAGAGCGCACUGCUCCCGACUCCGAGGCCCUGCCUGUGUCCGAGGACAAACCCUCGCUGGACAACCCUGCCCCUCUGAGCCUGGAGACUCUCCAUCCUGUUGUGGCUUCCGCAUCCUGCUUUGCUCCAGUCUCCUAA